GAUGGGGCAGCGGCUGCGGGCGGAUCCCCGCUCUGCCCGGCCCUGGGAGGCCUCCAACGCCGUGGGUCCCGGGGGGGGCGAGGAUUUGUGUCCGCAGCCUGCACCGCCUCCGGCCUUGCUGCCGGCCGGCCCCGCCCGGGCUCGGGGACGCGGGCAGGAGGCUUCCGGCAUCCAUCCAGGAGACUCGGCCAAGCCUCGGGCUUCACUUGUUGCUGACCCGCGCUGCUGCAGGGCCGAGGCUUGUCUGCUGCACCGGGGUCUGAGGCCAGUGCAGCCUGCCCCCCAGGUCCCUCCUGUCGGGCAGGGGCAGAGAGCGGUUGACUACAUCCAGUUGAAAGUGCCAGUUAUUCAGCAGCUGUACCACUGGGACUGUGGGUUAGCCUGCUCCAGGAUGGUUCUGCAGUACAUGAAUCAUUUGGAUGACGAUGAGUUUCAGAAGGCCAUCCAGGAACUUCGAUUAACAAAGAGCAUCUGGACCAUUGAUCUGGCCUACCUAAUGCGGCACUUUGGUGUGAAGCAUCGGUUCUGCACACAGACGCUUGGAGUGGACAAGGGCUAUAAAAACCAGUCAUUCUACAGGAAGCACUUUGACACGGAAGAGAACCGGGUGAACCAGCUGUUUGCACAAGCCAAAGCCUGCAAGGUGCUUGUGGAGAAAUGCACGGUGACUGUCCAGGAUAUACAGAAGCACCUGUCCCAAGGUCACGUAGCCAUUGUUUUGGUGAAUGCAGUCCUGUUACUGUGUGAACUUUGUUCGAGCCCUGUCAAAUAUUGCUGCUUCCUCCCCAUUGGCCAGAAGUGCUUCUGCAGGAAUCCUGACUACCAGGGCCAUUUUAUUGUUUUGUGUGGCUACAACAAAGCCUCAGGGAGUAUCUACUACAACAACCCUGCCUAUGCUGACCGAACAUGCAGCACCAGUAUCAGUAACUUUGAGGAAGCCAGGACAAGUUAUGGGACAGAUGAGGAUAUUCUCUUCAUCUACAUGGACAGCUGACAUCCAAGUCUGG
Messenger RNA from Gavialis gangeticus (Gharial), 1007 nucleotides. RefSeq names its product guanylyl cyclase domain containing 1 (gene GUCD1). The record is from RefSeq and is a predicted model, not a curated record. Lineage: Eukaryota; Metazoa; Chordata; Crocodylia; Gavialidae.